AUGGGGAAAUUAGAGAAAUCAGCAGGCAUUGCGCAUGCGUAUGGCCUGCAAGGGAGGGAGGACAGAAAGUGGAGGCAAAAGCAGCCAAAUGAGUGUGUGAUAAAUGAGAUUGUGGUACUAUUAUCUUGCUGUUUUGUAGUUGCCUUUGGGCUGCAGAAAUGGAAAAGCUCAGUCUCCCUGCAAGCAGAAAUGCCCCCUUGCGACUUUGUGCCUGAAAAAUACCAAUCCUACACAUAUGACCACAUGCUGAAGAUCCGUGAACGAAAUCUCUCUCCUACCCUGUUAAUGGUUUACAAGAAGCCGCUGUUGCUGCAUCAAGGCCACAUGCAGUGGCUGUUUGAUUAUGAAGGACGAAGAUACCUUGAUCUCUUUGCUGGAAUUGCUACCGUCAAUGUUGGUCAUUGUCACCCGAAGGUAACUGCGGCUCCCCAGAAACAGCUUGCCCGCCUCUGGCAUACCUCUAAUAUCUACAUGCACCCCCCAAUCCAGGAGUACGCGGAGAAGCUAACUUCACUGCUCCCAGAUCCGCUUAAGGUGGUUUUUCUGACCAACAGCGGGUCGGAAGCGAAUGAUCUGGCAAUGUUCCUGGCAAGGUUACAUACUCGUAGCUUCGACAUCAUCUGUUUCAGAGGAGCGUACCACGGAGGCAGCCCCUACACGCUGGGAGUGACAUCUGUUGGUUACUAUAAGCAUGGCUUUGCCAGUGGCUUUGGCUGCAUAACAACAAUGUUGCCAGAUGUUUUUCGUGGUCCAUGGGGAGGCAGCCACUGCAGAGAUUCUCCAGUGCAAACUAUUCGAAAAUGCAGCUGUUCUGAAGGUGUGUGUCAUGCAAAGGACCAGUAUAUUGAACAGUUCCAAGAAACUCUGAAUACCUGUGUGCCAAAAACAAUAGCUGGAUUUAUCGUUGAACCAAUUCAAGGUGUUAAUGGAACUGUUCAGUACCCAAAAGGUUUCUUGAAGGAAGCUUUUCAGCUAGUACGGGAAAGAGGAGGGCUCUGUAUUUCAGAUGAAGUGCAGACAGGAUUUGGACGGACAGGCAGCCAUUUCUGGGGAUUUCAAACCCAUGAUGUACUCCCUGACAUUGUUACGAUGGCAAAAGGAAUUGGGAAUGGUUUCCCAAUGGCAGCAGUUGUUACAACAAAAGAGAUUGCAAAUGCCUUGGCUCAGAACCUUCACUUUAAUACGUUUGGAGGAAACCCUGUGGCUUGCGUAGUAGGAGCUGCAGUUCUUGAUGCUAUUGAAGAAGAUGGGCUACAACAAAACAGUGAGGAGGUGGGAACAUACAUGCUUCUAGAGCUUGCUAAACUCCGGGAGAAGUUCGAAAUUGUUGGAGAUGUCCGUGGCAAGGGACUUAUGAUUGGGGUAGAAAUGGUCACAAAUAAGGGCAGCUGCCACCCUCUUCCAAAUGAAGAAUUUGGUCAGAUCUGGGAGGACUGUAAGGACAUGGGAAUACUGCUUGGCAGAGGAGGGCUCUAUCGUCAGACAUUUAGAAUUAAACCUCCCAUGUGCAUUACUAAAAAGGACGCAGACUUUGCUGUGGAAGUAUUUCGGACUGCAUUAGAGAAACACGUGGAAAGAGCGGCUGCAAAAUAAGACUGGAUUUGGUGCCUUG
Molecule: messenger RNA, 1612 nt
Organism: Tinamus guttatus (white-throated tinamou)
Lineage: Eukaryota; Metazoa; Chordata; Aves; Tinamiformes; Tinamidae
Source: RefSeq, a predicted model, not a curated record